Molecule: messenger RNA, 609 nt
Organism: Dissoconium aciculare CBS 342.82
Lineage: Eukaryota; Fungi; Ascomycota; Dothideomycetes; Mycosphaerellales; Dissoconiaceae
Product: ribonuclease H-like protein
Exons: 1
Biological process (GO): nucleobase-containing compound metabolic process
Cellular component (GO): cytoplasm; nucleus
Molecular function (GO): 3'-5' exonuclease activity; nucleic acid binding
Source: RefSeq, a predicted model, not a curated record
GUUUUUUACUGUACUUCAUAUGAAACAUGCGAACGACAGGCAAAAUUGUUUCUCAACGAGCCCAUUGUGGGCUUUGACCUCGAAUGGGAAACGUUUGCUUCCUUGAAAAAGCACGGUGCGAAGCAAAAUGUUUCUUUGAUACAGAUCGCGAGUGAAAGUCAGAUUGGCCUUUUCCAUGUCGCAUGUUUCAAGGGAACCACUCCUGAAGAGCUCAUGCCACCUUCUCUCCGUACGCUGCUGGAGUCUGAGUCAAUAACAAAGACGGGUGUCAACGUCGUUGGUGACGCCAAUCGUAUGCGUACUUUCUUUCAAAUCGAAAUGAAGGGACUGAUGGAGUUAAGUCACCUCUAUCGAAUAGUCAGGUAUUCGGAGCAGUCGCCCGAUAUGGUCAAUUUCAAGCUCUGCGGCCUGGCAAUGCAAGUGAAAGAUGUUCUCAGACUGCCGCUGAAGAAAGAUGAAACAAGAGUCAGUCGCUGGUCCAACAAGCUGAAUGCACAGCAGAUCGAAUAUGCUGCAGCAGACGCCUACGCUGGGUUUCACUUGUAUCACGCCCUCGAAAACCUGCGAAUUGUCAUGGAUCCAAGACCCCCUCGACCAGCUUUCUAUGAG